AGUUGCAAAUUCCAUUGAAUGAAGUGGCUUUCAGUAUGGCAAUUCCCAGACCAUAGAUAUAGCAACUGAAGCAUGAAUCUAUAGAGAAAUGGCAAAAGUUCAAAGGGGCAUUGGAUUUGACAAGAGUACAUAGAUGUGUAUGGGGAUAGACGGUGCAGCAUAGAAAAGAAAGAGGGAGAGAGAGAGAGAGAGAGAGAGAGAGAGAAAAAGGCUGCAAAUUUGAGAAGAGAAAAAGCAGUCUCCCAUCAUCAAAACCAAACCCAGUGUGGCGGAAUCCAUGAUCAUGGGGACUGCUGGGUGAUGUGAUGAUGAAGUUUGUGGGAGAGAGAAUUUUCUCGCUCUCUCUCGCCCUUUCUCUUCUUCGCAUAUGGGAAUGGGAGGUGGAUGAGAAAAAGGAAAAGGGAGAAGAAAAUUUUGGGGAAGUGCGAGGGAAGAGGGGACAUGCGUCCGGAAGAUCCACGUGGCGCGCGGCGAGUGGCUGUGAGCUUUUGGCUUCCCACAACAACACCAACUCCUGCUGCCUUAUGUCAGUGCUACGCCCGGUCCUAUGACCCCGGCGAAUCCGUAUCGGACUUCCAAAUUCUUGGCUUCAGCAUCAGUAACAUGUGCUCCCUCUGACAUUUUUGUUUCGUUGUCAGUUUAUAGAGACAACUUAUUUGCAAAGCAAAGGGUUAAUUCCAUGCAACCCUGUUGCUCGAUAUACUUGCUGCACAAGCACACAAAAUCAAAUAGAGAAGGUUAAUGCAAGACCCAGGUUCCAAAUAUGAAGGAGGGCAGUUCAACAACAAGUAAAAUGAUUAACCGGAACUGGGUCUCGAAGCGCAAAAGAAGAAAGCUUCCGUACAGUGUGGAUACACCCAACAUCAAAGAAGACAGUCAUGUGGCCUUGGAAUCCCCAACAAGUGUUUCUCCACCGAAACGCAGGUUGAAGAAUGAAACAAACUCUGAUCAUUCUCCUGGCAAGAAAAAAGGAAAUGAUGGAUACUAUUAUGAAUGUGUGAUCUGUGAUCUUGGUGGGAACUUGCUUUGUUGUGAUAACUGUCCUAGGACGUAUCACCUUCAAUGCCUUAAUCCUCCCCUUAAGCGGAUCCCAACCGGAAAGUGGCAAUGCCCAAUUUGCUGUCAGAAAAGCAAUUCAAAUGGUGCCACAAAUCAUUUAGAUCCCACCUCAAAAUCAAUGUCGACCAAAAUUAUUAUUGGAAAAUCGAAAAUUGCAAUUAAACCUUCUGCAACUGACAAUGUCUCCCACAUAUUUGGAAGCUCUAUUCAUGGAAAGAAAAGAUCGACAAGCAAAAGAAAAUCUUCCUUAUCUCAAGGUGUACAGUUUGAAAAGCAUAUGAAUGCAUCUGCUGAACCUAGUGAUCUAUUGUGUACUGAGUCUGUGGAAGGUAACUUAUCAUCCAUGAUUGAGGACAAUGUGAGAAAACCUGAGCCUUCUCCAGUAGAUAAAUCGUUAGAAGAGAAGUCAAUAUCUCGCGUGGCGGAAGUUUCAACUGUUUCAAAGACUGCAGAUUUGAAAUCAAAUGAUGAAACUCCCGAAAGCAAACCUGAUAUUUCUGAGGAUAAUAAAUCACCAAGAAAAAAAGUUAUUUGUGUUUCUGGUACAGCUAAUAGGAAGGACAAGAAAAGAAAGCGCAAGGGUCAUAUCAGUGACAUUCAAAAGAAGCCUUGUACUGAUGAAGAUAAAUGCAGUAAGAAUGCUUCUUGUAAGCAUAGUUCAAAAACAAGUUCUUCGCUGCCCAAAUCACAACGGAAACGUAGCAAUGCUGACAAUGGGGCUUCUACAUUUGGGUCAAAGGAGGACAUUCAGACCAAGAGUGUGGAUGUUCAGCUAAAAGAUGAGUACAUUGGUGAGGAAGUAGGAGACAUACCACUUCAAUUGCAAGAAGCAGGAAAGGCUGCAGAUGGAACAGUGACAUGUAAAGGCCAUGUUCCUGGUAAUCUUCCACAGGUUGACCGGGUCCUGGGGUGCCGUGUGCUAGGUGAUAACAAGGACUCCUGUCCAACAUCGAUGAUGGUUACAGGUGACUUGCCUUUGGAGAAUUUGUCACUUAUGGACAACCAAAGUAGACUUGCAGAGGAAAAUCCCAAAAGUGAUAAGGCUGGAGAUGGGGUCACUGUUGAAAAGCUCACCGAGGGCUGUCAGAAUGUCAUGAGCCAGUGUGAUGGUGAAAAAAGCUUAAAAAAUGAUACCAGAGUAGCAAAGUUACAUGUAUACAGAAGAUUGGUGACAAAAGAAUGCAGAGAAGGGAAGGCCAUGGAUUCAGCAAGGAGACAGAUGAAUGGUUCCAGUUCUACAGGCGUAGAUAAUAAAAGUGAAGACGGCUCAACUGUGAAUGCAGAUGCCAUGGAGAAAACAACUGAGAAUAUUUCCACUGGAGAGGAAACUAAUGUUUGUUUAAGAGAUCACGGUGACAAUGAGGUUUCAAAAAUUUGUCAAGAGCCUGUUUCCCAUGAAAUCAAAGAUACUGAGGAGGCAAAUAUAGAAAUGAGAACAAACAGCAAUGCCGACAUCACAAAACAGACAUCUAGUUUGGUUGAAUUGGCAACCUCUGAUAGAGCAACAGUUUCACAUGAAUUUUUAGUCAAGUGGGCCGGAAAAUCUCACAUACACAACAGUUGGGUACCUGAAUUGCAGCUGAAAGUUCUUGCAAAGAGAAAACUAGAUAAUUACAAGGCAAAAUAUGGGACAGCAGCAAUAAAUAUCUGCGAGGAACGAUGGAAGCAGCCUCAGCGGGUGAUUGCUCUUCGUACCUCUGAAGAUGGUGUAGCUGAAGCUUUAGUAAAGUGGACUGGUCUUGCUUAUGAUGACUGCACUUGGGAAAGAAUAGAUGAACCUGUAAUUGAGAAAAUGUCUCAUCUGAUUGAUUUAUUUAAUUGGUUUGAGCACCAGACAUUGGAAAAAGAUGCUAUGAAGAAUGAGAAGCUGAGAGGAAAGGGUGAUUGUCAAUUUAGUGAGAUAGUGACUCUUACUGAGCAACCUAAGGAGCUGGAAGGAGGUGUACUGUUUCCGCAUCAGCUAGAAGCGCUGAAUUGGUUGCGGAAGUGCUGGCAUAAAUCCAAAAAUGUUAUUCUUGCUGAUGAGAUGGGUCUUGGGAAGACAGUAUCAGCCUGCGCUUUUAUAUCAUCAUUGUAUUUUGAGUUCAAAGCUACAUUACCUUGUCUAGUUUUGGUCCCUCUUUCUACAAUGCCUAACUGGAUGGCUGAGUUUGCAUCAUGGGCUCCUAAACUUAAUGUUGUGGAGUAUCAUGGGUGUGCAAAAGCAAGAGCGAUAAUUCGCCAGCAUGAAUGGCACGCUGUUGAUCCAAGUGGGUUGAACAAGAAAACAGUCUCUUAUAAAUUCAAUGUCCUUUUAACUACUUAUGAAAUGAUUCUCGCUGAUUCCUCUCAUCUACGAGUAGUUCCUUGGGAAGUUCUUAUUGUUGAUGAAGGACACAGGCUGAAGAAUGCAGGCAGUAAGCUUUUCAGUUUGCUCAAUACAUUUUCUUUCCAGCACCGUGUAUUGUUGACUGGUACUCCUCUACAAAACAACAUAGGCGAGUUGUAUAACUUGCUAAAUUUCUUGCAACCUGCUUCAUUUCCUUCUCUAUCAUCAUUCGAGGAGAAGUUCAAUGAUCUUUCCACUGCCGAAAAAGUGGAGGAGCUGAAGAAACUUGUUGCUCCACAUAUGCUUCGCAGGCUUAAAAAAGAUGCAAUGCAGAAUAUACCCCCCAAGACUGAACGUAUGGUCCCUGUCGAGUUGUCAUCUAUUCAAGCUGAAUAUUACCGUGCAAUGCUAACUAAGAACUAUCAGAUUCUACGAAACAUAGGUAAAGGAGUUGCCCAGCAGUCAAUGCUGAACAUUGUUAUGCAGUUAAGAAAGGUUUGCAACCAUCCGUAUCUUAUACCAGGUACUGAACCUGAUUCUGGGUCAGUAGAGUUCCUUCAUGAGAUGCGGAUAAAAGCCUCUGCAAAGCUGACUGUGCUGCAUUCAAUGCUUAAGCUGUUACAUAGAGAUGGUCAUAGAGUCCUCCUAUUUUCACAGAUGACAAAACUUCUUGAUAUCCUUGAAGACUAUUUGACCAUUGAAUAUGGGCCCAAAACAUUUGAGAGAGUGGAUGGCUCUGUUUCCGUGUCUGAUCGUCAAGCAGCAAUUGCACGUUUUAACCAAGACAAAAGUAAAUUUGUCUUCCUCUUAUCAACACGCUCAUGUGGUUUGGGGAUCAAUUUAGCAACGGCUGAUACUGUCAUCAUAUACGAUUCUGAUUUCAACCCACAUGCAGAUAUCCAAGCAAUGAACCGGGCACAUCGAAUUGGUCAAUCAAAUAGACUUUUGGUGUACCGGCUUGUUGUUCGUGCUAGUGUUGAGGAACGCAUCUUGCAGCUGGCAAAGAAGAAGCUGAUGCUUGAUCAGCUUUUUGUGAACAAGUCUGGAUCACAAAAGGAGGUGGAAGAUAUCCUGCGAUGGGGAACUGAAGAGCUUUUCAAUGAUUCUUCAGGUGUUGGUGCAAAAGAUGGUGAAAACAAUAACAGGAGGGAUGAAGCAGCUGUAGAUAUACAAUACAAGCAUAAGAGGAGAGGUGGUGGUCUGGGGGAUAUGUACAAAGAUAAAUGUACAGAUGGCAGUGGCAAAAUUGUUUGGGAUGAAAGUGCAAUCUUGAAGUUGCUUGACCGUUCAAAUCUUCAGUUUGGCUCACCUGAUAAUCCUGAAGGAGAUUUAGAGAAUGAUAUGCUUGGCUCAGUAAAGUCCUUGGAAUGGAAUGAUGAACCAUUGGAAGAACAUGGGGGAUUGGAAUCACCUCCCAUCCUCGCUGAUGAUCCCUGUGAACAAAAUCCCAAAAAGAAAGAAGAUACUCCGGUUAACAGUACAGAAGAAAAUGAAUGGGACAGACUUUUGCGAGUGAGGUGGGAAAAAUAUCAGAAUGAAGAAGAAGCAGCUCUUGGUAGAGGAAAACGCCAGAGAAAAGCUGUUUCUUAUAGGGAAGCAUAUGCUCCACACACUAGUGAAGCAUUAAGUGAGCAGAGUGGUCCUGAAGAGGAGCCAGAACCUGAACCAGAGCCACAAAGAGAGUACACAGCAGCAGGAAGAGCUCUAAAGGCAAAAUUUGCCAGGCUUCGGGCUAGACAAAAAGAUCGCUUGGCUCAGAGAAAUGUAAAGGAAACACCUGCUCCUAUUGAUGCUGUGCCUGGUCCUGUAUCACUUCCUCAAAUCUCUUUAUUCAAUUCCAAGGACAGGGCACAAGUGGUGAAAUUAGUUCAACUUGUUGAAGAGAAGCCUCCAAUGAUUGACUUGGAGGAUGACACGUGUGGUCAGGGAUUGGAGGGACCUAACAGCAAGACCAACUCUCCCUUGAGACUUGGCAAAAUUUCUAAACAUAAACUGAGUGGUCAUCCAGAUCUUCCUGUUAGCUCUCUUAGUCAUCGUCCUCCUGAUAUUUUCCUGCCAAGUGACCAAUUACCAGGUCCCAGCUGUACAGACUCCAUUCCCAGCAGCAAUUUAUUACCAGUUCUUGGACUUUGUGCUCCAAAUGCUAGUCAACUAGAGUCAUCCAAGAGGAAUUUCUCAAAAUCAUACAGCAGGCAAAGCAGGCAAGCAAUGAGGCCAGAGUUCCCAUUCAAUAUAGGUCCUAGCUCUGUGACUCCAAAUGAGAUGGACAUUAGGGGUCGUGAGACUGCUUUGGACAAAUUUAAACUGCCAGAUGCAUCAAUGGAAGCUUUUCCUCUGUGGCUGAAAAAUAGCAACCCUAAUAAUUGUCUCCCAAUUAGCACACACCCUCCGGCUAUUCCCCCACGAAGGGGUUGUGAUCGUAUUGAGAAUUCAGGAUCUAGUUUCUCUGAAUUUCAAGAAAAGAUGGCCCUGCCUAGAUUACCCUUUGAUGAAAAGUUCCUACCCAGAUUUCCAUUUCCAGCCAGAAAUUUGCCCCACUCCCACCCUGACUUGAUACCUAAUCUCUCAUUGGGAACACGAUUUGAAGAUUCAAGCAACCCCAUUCAAGAACUUCCCACAAUGCCGUUGUUUCCAAAUUUGAAGUUCCCACAAGACGCAUCAAAGCAUGUUCAGCAAGAGAGAGAGUUGGCUCCCAUGUUGGGUUUGGGCCAGACAACCCCUGUAUAUUCAACCUUCCCUGAAAACCACCGGAAGGUUCUUGAAAACAUAAUGAUGAGGGCUGGGUCUGGAUCGAGCAGCCUGCCGAAAAAGAAAUCAAAAUUGGAUAUCUGGUCUGAAGAUGAACUUGAUUUCCUCUGGAUUGGAGUUAGGAGACAUGGACGGGGCAAUUGGGAUGCCAUGCUUCGGGACCCAAAAUUAAGAUUCUCAAAAUUUAAAACUGCAGAAGAUUUGUCUGCACGAUGGGAGGAUGAACAGCUCAAGAUCAUGGAUGGACCAGCUUUUCCAGUGCCAAAGCUUCCCAAGCUCACAAAAUCUGGCAAGCCAUCCUUGUUUCCAUCAAUCUCUGAUGAAAUGAUGGCCCGAGCAUUACAUGGAAGCAGAUUUGGUGGGGCCCUGAAAUUUCAAAGCCACCUGACAGAAAUGAAGUUGGGCUGUGGUGAUCUUGCAUCAAGCUCAACGCAUGCGGAGCCAUAUGAUCAACUUGGAUUGCGCAACGAUCAUUUUGGACUUUCUACGACCUGGGGUGCUGACAAAUUCAGGAGUGUCCCUGGAGACUCAUCAGCUGGGCCCUCUGACAGACCAGGGACGUCUUCAAAUGUGCAGAUUGAGCAGCAAUUUCUGUCUAAUUCAUUUCGAACUGGUAGUUUUAGUUCCCUUGGUUUGAAUUGCUCAAGCAGUUUUGAUAUACAGCGGAAGGAUGAAAUGCAGGCGGUAGGUAAGUUUGGGAAGUUGCCAAGUCUUCUUGAUAGAUCCCUAAAUCUUUUGCGGGAUUCCAGUAUGGGUAUGGGAAGUGAACUUCUUAGUUCAGGAUUGCUGCCUGAUUUUAAAAAAGUGCCUAAUGUUUCUGAUUUCAAGGGAAAAGAAGAGGUAGCUGGAAGUAGUUCUUCAAAGAACAAGCUGCCUCAUUGGCUUAGGGAAGCAGUAGCGGCUCCCUCAAAACCCCCAGAUCCUGAACUACCGCCAACCGUAUCGGCAGUGGCACAAUCAGUCCGCCUGUUAUAUGGAGAAGAGAACUCAACUAUUCCUCCUUUUGUGAUUCCAGGUCCACCGCCUUCCCAUCCAAAGGAUCCACGGAGAGCUUUGAAGAAGAAGAAAAGGAAGCGGAGGGCGCAUAUGGUCAGACAAUUUCGACCAGAUAUUGCAGGAACCAGCCAUAACCUCCAUGGUGGUCUUGACAGUAACAGUGCUCUCUCAAUCUCGGUUCCUUUGGCACCGACAUUUCCUCCAGUCACAAAACCAGCGAUGGGAACUCCCGGACUUACUUUGGUUGAACCUAACCUCAAUAUGCCUCCUCCCCCAAAUCUGAAUAUGAUGAAUCCAUCAUCCUCAUCUGUAUUUCCAGAUCCCCAGAUGAAAAUGGCCACUGGAUUGCACCCCUCUCCUGAGGUGCUUCAAAUGGUGGCAACCUGCCCUGCCCCAGGUCCUCCUGGCAUGACAAGCUCGAACUUCUUUGAAAGCAAGGUCCCUCUUCCUACUAAAUCUGUUGUUCAAGUCGGAUUGCCGGGGUCAUCGGAUGCAUAUGGGAAACAGAAGGCUAAGCAGAGCUCACCACUGGGGUUUUCGGGUCCAACUUCUGACAAGAAACCCGCGCAGACUGAGAGCGGGGAUUCGAGCAAGACCCAGUCAGAUCCUACUCGUCCUGAACAGCUCGAUGUAGAGGACAUAUCAUCUGAGGGGACUGUCUCAGAUCAUCAUGCAAGUGACCAUGAACCAUAGCUGCGCUAUGGUAUUCAUUGGUUAAGGGACAAAUAAAAAAAAAAAGAAAAAAAGAAAGCAUAUAUUUUCUCCAUGUUGGUAAAUCUUCUGGUUGCUGCUUAUGGACUUGGUUGAAAUUUUGUAGUCAUGAUGCGAUUAGACUAGCAAAUAUAGAAACAUUUAAGUGAUCUAUUGUGUAAAAAAGUAAAAAGUCUUAGUAAGAGAAAAUGGAGUAUAUAGAUUGUUCCUUCUGUAAUUGCUUGGUUUGCUGUGCCUUGCGAAAUUUGUAA
Messenger RNA from Diospyros lotus (date-plum), 8073 nucleotides. Its product is annotated as protein CHROMATIN REMODELING 4. Lineage: Eukaryota; Viridiplantae; Streptophyta; Magnoliopsida; Ericales; Ebenaceae. Bases 764 to 7804 code for a protein of 2346 amino acids. The transcript has 13 exons. Gene Ontology annotation, biological process: negative regulation of transcription by RNA polymerase II; chromatin remodeling. Gene Ontology annotation, cellular component: nucleus; chromatin. Gene Ontology annotation, molecular function: histone binding; DNA binding; ATP hydrolysis activity. The record is from RefSeq and is a predicted model, not a curated record.